AUGAGUUUAGCUCUCAAUCAAACCAUCAGCGAAGUAGCUGAAACAUAUCCGAAAUCCUUACGUGUUCCAAGUAGAUGGACACCGCCUACUGGGAGAAAUUCUGACUUAGAUCACUUCGCUAACACUCUAAAACGGGAAAUCCAGAAAACGACAUCAAAGAAACGUACAUUUUCCAAUCUCAAAAAAGACGAAGUCGAGGCCUUGAGGGAACUAGAACAAAGAGCAGCAAGGGAUAUCAUCACAGUACCUGCGGAUAAAGGCGGGGGAACUUGCAUACUCUCCCGAACUGACUACAUCACAGAAGGUAUGCGGCAUCUAUCGGAUAACUUGGUAUACAAGUGCAUUCCAAAAGACAUAUCUAUACAAAUUGGCAACAAAGUAACCAAAUUAUGUCAUAAUAUGAGGGAAGCCGGCAUUAUUGAUGACAUACUACUCAAAGGGAUAACUCCAAAAAGACCUAAACCAGGUCGUUUACGUUUACAACCAAAAGUGCAUAAGAAAAAUCACCCCAGUCGGCCAAUCAUAUCAACAAACGGAACUGCAACGGAAAAAUUAUCAGCUUUCAUAGAUUACAAAUUAACUAACCUCAUGUGCAAAGAGGUUAUACCAUCAUAUGUCAGAGACAGUAUGGAUUUCUGA
Molecule: messenger RNA, 639 nt
Organism: Styela clava
Lineage: Eukaryota; Metazoa; Chordata; Ascidiacea; Stolidobranchia; Styelidae
Source: RefSeq, a predicted model, not a curated record